Molecule: messenger RNA, 578 nt
Organism: Bipolaris sorokiniana ND90Pr
Lineage: Eukaryota; Fungi; Ascomycota; Dothideomycetes; Pleosporales; Pleosporaceae
Exons: 1
Coding region: 45-419 (124 amino acids)
Source: RefSeq, a predicted model, not a curated record
CUGGACACCAGACUGCCAGAGUUUAGCCGCCGUGAGCCCUGGAAAUGCAUCCUCUUGGCCAGGCUCUAGUUUUUCCUCUGCUCACAACGGUUUUAACAUGGCAAUGGCUGGGGGUGAUUUUUUCUUCUUCAAUUCUCAUUGCUGUGAUACGUCGGCCUAUGACUCGCGACCCAGGGACCCCUCUUCAUGUAUGUCAUCAGUUCAUACACAAGACGGAAAUUGUUGACAAGACCAUGCGUGUCUCGUCAGGACGUAUUUUUGUCCGCAGGCCAGGCCAUGGGUGCGGCCGAUACUCGCAAGGUGCCAUGAUGCUGGCCUGUGGCUGGCAUCACACGCACGACUUGGGGGAUGACUAUGUGCAGUGUAUUGCAUGCGUUGACAUAGAGUGUGUACACAGACAUGAAGUUGAGAUAGUCUAAUGGCGGCGUGGUGUUCGCGUUAUGAUCGAGGUUACCGCCCGCUCCCGUUCGACGGCGCAUGUGCAAAUAGUUAGUGGCAUCUAUUCGUAUUCAUCCUUGGUCCGAUCAGUCUUGGUACUGGACAGCCAAUCACAUGACAGCUAUCCCGACGAGCUUCAC